Messenger RNA from Acomys russatus (golden spiny mouse), 892 nucleotides. RefSeq names its product testis expressed 26 (gene Tex26). Gene Ontology annotation, cellular component: cytoplasm. The record is from RefSeq and is a predicted model, not a curated record. NCBI's taxonomy places the organism in Eukaryota, Metazoa, Chordata, Mammalia, Rodentia, Muridae. The coding region runs from base 2 to 892 and encodes 296 amino acids. The transcript is spliced from 7 exons.
GAUGGCCCAGUGUAGGGACAAGGCUCCGAGCCCCCCUCAAUGUGACCCCAAGCUCCAGCCAACAGGUGACACCAACUGGGACUCCUACGCUACCACAAUGAAGACAGCAUUCACACCUAAGAGAGGAGCCGUGCCUGAGUUAAUACGUCCAAAGAGCAUGAAAAGGUUGGGAUACACAUAUGCUCUGAGCGACCCUCUUCUGAACCAGUCCCAUUACAAUGACGAGUAUUCUUGGAAAACGUACCCUAAGGAACGCCUGAUAAAAAUCGGGACUUCAAGAGGAGUAAGGACCCACAAAGAGGAUCUCAGUCAAGAAUCCUUUCAAUGGACACUCCCUCAGGGGAAAGAACCCCACCACUUCCCUUGGACGGUCUCUUCUUCCAUGGAAAGAGUCCGGGAGGCAAUAGCAAAUCAGUUUGUUUCCCAAACGAAGAGGGACUUCGUGGAUGUGGCUCAGGUGAAGAAGACCAUGAAAACUUUGCCAAGGACCCUAGACUGGAAAGCCAGCCUUCCCCGGCGUCUGGACACUGAAUUUCGACAGCAUUACCAAAUUCCAGCUAAGAUUCCGGAGCUGCAAGACUUUAGUUUCAAAUACGGAUGCUACUCAAGCCUGCCUGUGGCUUCCCAGGGUUUAGUGCCAUCCGUGCUGCAUAGCUACAUACAGAACCAGGAGCGCACACAGAAGCAGACCACAUACGAGAGUGACUAUGGGAAGGCCUGCCUGGACUUCCUGAAGAUCUUAAACUCAUUCACCCCCUCCCAAAUCGACAAGUACCUGCAAAGCGUUUCCUACAAAGACAGACAGAUUCUCGAUCGCUUCAUCCAUUCUCAUUGUGACGUGGACAAGGGGCCAAGUGAGAAAGGAAACCGAGGCCGCAUGAGGAAACUCUGA